Syzygium oleosum is the source of this 2034-nucleotide messenger RNA. Its product is annotated as pentatricopeptide repeat-containing protein At5g66520-like. Gene Ontology annotation, biological process: RNA modification. The coding region runs from base 230 to 1546 and encodes 438 amino acids. NCBI's taxonomy places the organism in Eukaryota, Viridiplantae, Streptophyta, Magnoliopsida, Myrtales, Myrtaceae. Gene Ontology annotation, molecular function: protein binding; RNA binding. The transcript has a single exon. The record is from RefSeq and is a predicted model, not a curated record.
UCGCAGCUAUGGUCAACAUACCGCAUGGCGUCCUCGCCCGACCGUGCUCUGUUUCUCAUUUCCCCUUUCCCUUGCUGCGCUAAACCUGCCGAAGUCGUUCUUUCUCCCCAGAUGAAGUUGCAGUAGUGUUGUUUGGAAUCGACCAUGAUGACGCCGGGCCAGAUGUAACUCAAGCAAGUCGGCGACCAUUCCAACCCUCAUUCAACCAAGAGCAAGCCAAGCCAAGCCAAUGCCAUUUAGCAUCCUCGUCGUCCCCUGUAAACACCCUCUUCGCCGGUUCACCAGAAGCUUCAACGCAUGGGCUCGAUCCAUAAGGAAAGCCGCCGUCUCUCACCCGCACAGACCCCACAAGGCCUUUGACCUCUACUCGCGGAUGCAUCGCUGCGGCAUCCCUUUCGAUAGCUUCUCGGUUCUUUACACGGUGAGGUCCUGCGCUAACUUGCGCGACCCGACGGUCAUCCGUCACCUCCAUUGCCAUGCCGUUAAGCUCGGGUUCGGUUCCCACGUCUACGUCGCCUCGUCUCUGCUGCACGCGUAUGUCGUCGCGUCUUUUCGGGAUGCUCGCGUACUGUUCGACGAAAUGCCCCAGAGAACCACGGUGAGUUGGAAUACUAUGAUCACCGGGUUUGCAAAGUCGGGCGACGUGGAGAAGGCGCGUUCAGUUUUCGCGGAAAUGCCUAGGAGGGAUGUCUCUUCGUGGUCUGCCAUGAUUGCGGCGUAUGUGAAUUACGGCAGUGUAGUUUCUGGAUUAGUGCUGUUUCGGGAAAUGAUGGUAAAGGAGAGAUUGUUUCCCGACCAAGUGACGGUCUGUUCCGCCUUGACCGGGUGUGCUCGGAUUGGUUCCUGCGGUUUGUUGGCCGGGAAAUCAAUUCAUGGUUUUGUGGUGAAGAAUUCGUGGGAGAUGAAUGUUGCGAUCGGGACUGUUUUGGUCGAUAUGUACACCAAGUGUGGAUUCUUCAAGCAGGCUGUCCGCAUAUUUGACAUGAUGAAGGAAAAGAACGUCAUGACGUGGACGGCGUUGAUUUGUGGGUCGGCGCAACAUGGUUUCAGCGAGGAAGCACUAUCUUUGUUCGAGAUAAUGCAAAAGAGGGGGGUGAAGCCAAACGAAUUGACUUUCACUGGGGUUUUGAGCGCUUGUACCAAUACAGGCUUAGUAGAGGAGGGACGCAGAUACUUCAAUUUGAUUGAGGAAUAUGGAUUGGAGUUGAGAAUUCAACAUUAUGGAUGCAUGGUUGAUUUACUUGGUAAGGCGGUACUGCUAGAUGAGGCUUACGAGACGAUUCAGACCAUGAAAUAUGAACCCAACGUGAUUGUUUGGACUGCCUACUUGUCAGCUUGCAAGACGCAUAAUCAAUUCGGGAUGGCUGAACGAGUAAUUGACCGGGUCUUGAGGAUGGUGAAGCCGGAGAAUGAUGGAGGCAUUUACACACUCAUAUGCGAUAUCUAUGUCUUGAGCGGGAAGUGGGAUGAGGCACAAAGGAUAAGAGAAUUAAUGACCAAAGAAAGUGUGAGAAAGGUCACUGGAUCUAGUUCUGUCAAAAGCUGAAUACGAUGGCCAGUUUUUCCAUGGCUUGUGUCUCCCAUGAUCGAACAGUGCACAAUGAAACCCCAGGAUGGCAGUAGGAUGGGUUGCAUUUUCUGCUAAAACAUUGUGUAGGUGGUUCUCAGGUAUCAACCUUGGAUCUAAUUCAUUUCAUUCUUUGUGGAAGCAUGCUCUUCUCCUAUACAUACAAGAUUUUGGAAGAGAUUGCCAUAUCGUGUACAAUGAUACCCCAGGACCAAGAGUUGAAGAGCAGCUGACAAUUUACCGAUCCCUGAACUGAGUGCAUUAUUGUUGCCUUUUGGAUAAAUUAUAGAGACUUGCCGUCUGACUCUCACCGUUGGUUUUCAAGAAUCAACAUUGAAAUCUGCACUAAGGGCUGAAAAGCUGAUUGCUGGAUCUGUGUGCCCUUAUAUUGAUAGUUGAAUCUUAAGUUUAGCUGGCCGCUAGUGCGAUUGUGCUCUCAAAUGAAGAUAGCAUGAUUUGCUUUUGUA